Penicillium psychrosexuale is the source of this 768-nucleotide messenger RNA. RefSeq lists its product as uncharacterized. The transcript is spliced from 3 exons. The annotation marks the transcript as partial. The record is from RefSeq and is a predicted model, not a curated record. Lineage: Eukaryota; Fungi; Ascomycota; Eurotiomycetes; Eurotiales; Aspergillaceae.
AUGUCUUCAAAGCCAACUUCUCGGGAAUCAAAAGUCCAUCUCGCCCACCGUCUGGCUCUAGUCAAGCUCCAUGAUGACAUCGAAGCUCUUGAGGUUCAUGAACUUGACGCGUCGCAACUCGCCAAGUUGAACAUCAAGCGCGAGCAUAUGAGUCUUAGGGAAGACUCGGACCUCAAGCCCCGUUACUUCGCGGCGAUAUCUAACAUCCCACAACCUACCGAUGAAGUGAUCGAUGAAGCGGUCGAUGUGGAAGGCCUUUUUGAAGACACAAUCUCUAGAUCAUAUCAUUUCGAAAGAGUGUGGCGACAUUAUGGUCUAGAGGUACGAUGGGAGUGUAAUGACCGCGUAUGGCGUUCGAAGCCUGUUUGCAAGUACCAUGCUUUCAAGUCGUUGUACAAGUGUGACAAGCCCCAGUUUGGCGUUUCGUGGAUCAUGGACAUCCCCGGGGCAGCAGCCCCACAUAUUAAAGUAAUCGCACACAGCGGCUUACUGGUGGAUGAUAGCAAGCUCUGCCGUGGCGAGCUAUUGAUUAUCCUCCGCCUAAUGAUCUGCCAGUUCAGGAUGGUGCGGUUACUCCACCAUAAAGUGGCACCGGUUUUGGUCGCCUCGUUCAUGGGCGAGCAUGCACGUAUGCUGGAGUCCUAUUUUGAUGGUGAAAGCCUUAUUCUACGCUCUUCUGAUCUUUACCACCUGUCUGAGAGGAAAACUACGGCAGAGGUAUUUGAAGCAUUUGCGAUGUGGUUUGCCGGUAAUCCAGCGGGAGAAACC